Molecule: messenger RNA, 1191 nt
Organism: Momordica charantia (bitter melon)
Lineage: Eukaryota; Viridiplantae; Streptophyta; Magnoliopsida; Cucurbitales; Cucurbitaceae
Gene: CYCP1;1
Product: cyclin p1;1
Biological process (GO): regulation of cyclin-dependent protein serine/threonine kinase activity
Molecular function (GO): protein kinase binding
Source: RefSeq, a predicted model, not a curated record
AUGUUUGGUUGAAUGCGACCACCACACCACACCAACUGCCGCAACUUAUUACAUUUUUUUUCUCUUUCUUUCUUCAUUCCUUCUCAAUUCUACAGAAUCCAAUUUCAAUCCCUCUCUAAAAGCAAAAGUUGAGCAGAAAAUCAAGGGGGGAAGAAGCCAGAAGGAAGAUGAGAGAGAGAGGAGAAUCAAAGCUUCAUAACAAAAAAUUAAUCCCUCCUUCUCUUUUGCCUUGUGGGUUCAUUUAGCUGAUAGAAGAAGAAGGAGGAGAAGAGGCCAUUGGCAUCACCCAGUUUUGGACCUCUUCCAAGAAACCUCUGCUCUUGGAGAUGGCAGCUUCAGAACUUGAAACCGAAGACGUUUGCUCGGAUAUUUACGUUAAUCUGGGGCUUAAGUCAUUGCGGAAAGGAAUUCGGAGAAAUCCUCGUGUUCUCUUGCUUCUUUCUUCUCUCUUAGAAAGAUCUGUUCAAAGAAAUGAGUUGCUAAUGGAGGCCACACAAGUAAAAGAUGCUCGUACAAUGUUUCAUGGUUUACAAGCUCCCACCUUGAGUAUUCGUUGUUAUAUCGACCGCAUCUUCAAGUACUUCGGCUGCAGCCCAUCAUGCUUUGUCGUUGCUAAUAUCUAUGUCGAUCGAUUCCUCAAGUGCAUGGAGAUCCAAUUGACUUCCCUCAACGUCCAUCGGCUGCUGAUAACAAGUAUAAUGCUGGCUGCAAAGUUCAUCGAUGAUGCAUUCUUCAACAAUGCCUACUAUGCAAGAGUAGGGGGAGUGAGCACGGCGGAGUUAAACCGACUCGAGAUGAAGUUUUUGUUCAGUAUAGACUUCAGACUUCAGGUAAGUAUACAGACAUUCGGGCGAUACUGUUAUCAACUGGAAAAAGAAGGAAUGGAAACACGGCAGAUCGAACGCCCGAUUCGAGCUUGCGGGAUUAAGGAGAGCUGGUCGAGUAAAGACGAGAACUCACGUGCUUCAACAACAGCCAGAUGAUUCUUUUACCCCAAAAACUUUGUAUGUAAAAUCAAAUUACAACCGUUUCUACAUAGCCUAAAAUUUGAUUCAUUUAGAAAUUUGCAUUGCUGAGAAGAUGCAAAUCAUUUCCAAUGGAUUUUAUAUUCUUGUGAAUUCUUUUUCUUAUUUUUAAGUGAGGCUGAGACUCCUACUAGAGAAAUAUAUAUCUAUAUCGUUAUAAAUUGAA